AUGACCCGAGACUAUUUGAAUUAAGAAAAUUAGGAUGAAUAAGAUUACUGCCAUUUAAUCAAGUCUAUCCAGAAAUAAGUUUAAGUGAAGGAUUUACACCUUUAGUCAUUUUAAGCCCUUUGUUUAAAUUUUUAGAACCAAGAUUUUAUGAAAAACUCUACUUAUAUGAUGCAACAUUAAAACUUUCAACUAGAUUAAUUAAUGAUUAGAAACCUAACUUAAUAUUUCCUUAUUACUAGAUAGAAUCAAAAGAAAAAAGGAAACUUCAUAAAUUUUUAUUAUAUAAUACUAUUGACAUAUGGUAUAUAAAAUCCUCAAAACAAUAAAAAUUUUUCAGCAAAAAGAAGUUUAAUUACUAGAAUCCUUGCAUAGGAUGCCUUUAAUUAACCCAUAUAAUAAAAAGAAAACGUUUCCCUAUCAAAUCAGUUAUCAAAUUAUCUAACAAAUGGAAUCAUAUUGUUAACAAGAAAAAAAGUGAUAUAAUUUCAAUCAAAUUAACAAUUCCAAUAUAAUAUUCUAAUAAUAUGCCAAUUCUUUUUAAUUAUAGAUAUUUAGGAAUUGAUAUAAAUCAUAACCGUAGUAUUAGUUCUCAUUUAAAUAAAUAAACCUAAAACUAAAUUUUAUCAAUUUAGCCCUUAUUAUUAUAUCUGCCAAACUGAAUUAUACAUAGUACUAUUUCAGAUUUAUAUCAAACCCCACUUUAGAGAUUGUGUCAUUGUAGCCUUCUUCAAAAAUAAAUUGCUCAAUAAAUUAAACAAUUAAGAUAAAAAAAAAAUAUAUAAAUAAUAAUCAAGAUUGCCCAAAAGCACUUCAGAUGAGUUUGUAAAUGUGUUUUGUCAACACUUUUAUCAUAUCAUAUCACAAAUUAAGAGCGCAAUAGAUAAAUUAAAAUCAGAGAAUGAAUAGAAAUUAUUUAUUCAAUAACGAAUUACUAAUGAACCUGAUAAUGACCUUUUGAAAAGAUCUUAUGAACUUCAGUAAAAAUUAAUCUAUUAAUGA
Molecule: messenger RNA, 999 nt
Organism: Paramecium pentaurelia
Lineage: Eukaryota; Ciliophora; Oligohymenophorea; Peniculida; Parameciidae
Source: the annotation of a GenBank genome assembly